CAUGGCGCGGUGCACAAGCAUGAAGCAUGCGCAGCACGAAGGUACGGUGGUACCUCCUCCUGCUCUCGGGGACCGCCCGUGCGGUGCUCUGUCACCUCACCGGACGCUCGUGGGUGCGGGGUGUCAUCGUGUCGUUGCACUGCCUGGAGGUCAGGGCGACGAGCUCCCCGAAGCUGUCGUCGUCCAGGAUGCGGGUGCCGCCAUGGCCGCCAGCUCGGGGACCUCGCACAGCUCGCCGCGGAGGUGUUCGACGACCUGCAUGACCAGGCCACACGGGCGUGCGGCCUCACGCUGGGGGCGCGGCGGCUCCAGGCGGAGCUGCCGCUCAUCGAGGAGCGGCUCCGCCGUCGUCGAUUCCGACAGGCUUGUGUACUUCAUCGGCCAGAAGCUCUGUGUGGCAUCGCAGGCCACGGUGUCGAUCAGCCGGUGACUCUGGUGGGAGGAACAAGGCCGUGCUCCAUCGAAAAGUUCAUCCAGCGAUGCCACGGGCCUCCGCAGCUGUCCAUGCUGGACAAGUAUGAUGCUGGUGGCGAGGGAGCGUGCUUGAAGAGAUACACCGACCCCUCCUUCAGAGCCCACUCUGCACAGCAUCAGCGUAUCUUGCAUGAAACCAAACCAGACAUUCAGAGUUCAGACAUCCAUUCCAAACCUCCUGCCGAGGAAGCCCGCCAUAAAAAAUACUCCAAGUAACGCUUCUUA
Triticum dicoccoides is the source of this 699-nucleotide messenger RNA. Its product is annotated as protein SCAR2-like. The annotation marks the transcript as partial. Gene Ontology annotation, molecular function: Arp2/3 complex binding; protein kinase A regulatory subunit binding. Gene Ontology annotation, cellular component: cytoskeleton. The transcript has 3 exons. NCBI's taxonomy places the organism in Eukaryota, Viridiplantae, Streptophyta, Magnoliopsida, Poales, Poaceae. The record is from RefSeq and is a predicted model, not a curated record. Gene Ontology annotation, biological process: actin cytoskeleton organization; positive regulation of Arp2/3 complex-mediated actin nucleation.